AUGGAGAGAUCGCCCUCUGAACAGCCUUUCUUCACCACCAUCGCCAUGACCAAAUCAAUCUCCAAAAAGACUGCGAGUGUUUUCACCAUCUUUGUUCUCUCAGUCCUUGUUCCCGGAAAUUCCCAAACUUUCUCGAGAAACCUGUCUACAAAAUCACUUGGCCUCAAGAAAGAGAAGCUAAGCCACCUCCACUUCUAUUUCCACGACAUAGUCAGCGGCCGAAACCCCACCGCCGUCCGUAUCGCCUCCGCCGCCAUGACAAACACCUCCGCCACCGGCUUCGGCGCCAUCGUCAUGAUGGACGACCCCUUGACUGUCGGUCCAAAUUUAAGCUCCAAACUCGUCGGAAGAGCUCAAGGAAUCUAUGCAUCGGCGGCGCUGGAGGAACUUGGGUUAUUGAUGGUUCUCAACUAUGCUUUUGUUGAAGGUAAGUACAAUGGAAGUAGUCUAAGCAUAUUGGGCCGGAACACCGCGUUGUCUUCGGUGAGAGAAAUGCCGAUCGUCGGAGGAAGUGGGAUUUUCCGGUUUGCUCGGGGCUAUGCUCAGGCGAAGACUCACUGGUUUGACAUCAAGACUGGGGAUGCUAUUGUGGAAUACAAUGUUUUUGUCUUCCAUUAUUGA
Messenger RNA from Ilex paraguariensis (yerba mate), 621 nucleotides. The record is from the annotation of a GenBank genome assembly. NCBI's taxonomy places the organism in Eukaryota, Viridiplantae, Streptophyta, Magnoliopsida, Aquifoliales, Aquifoliaceae.